AUGUCCAAUAAAGCAGGUGGGAAACACCCAACUACCGCCAACAGUGACCUAUCCAACCACAACAUGGUGUCCGAGGUCCCUCCAGAGCGGCCCAGUGUCCGGGCCACCCGGACGUCCCGCAAGGCCAUCGCUUUCGGCAAGCGCUCACACUCCAUGAAGCGGAACCCCAGUGCUCCUGUCACCAAGGCAGGCUGGCUUUUCAAGCAGGCCAGCUCCGGGGUUAAGCAGUGGAAUAAGCGCUGGUUUGUCCUGGUGGAUCGCGGCCUCUUCUACUAUAAAGAUGAGAAGGAGGAGAGCAUCCUGGGCAGCAUCCCCCUCCUGAGCUUCCGGGUAGCUGCGGUGCAGCCCUCAGACAACAUCAGCCGAAAACAUACCUUUAAGGCUGAGCAUGCCGGGGUCCGCACCUACUUCUUCAGUGCCGAGAGCCCCGAGGAGCAGGAGGCCUGGAUCCAGGCCAUGGGGGAGGCUGCCCGAGUACAGAUCCCCCCAGCCCAGAAGUCGGUGCCCCAAGCGGCACGUCACAACCACGAGAAGCCAGACUCUGAGAACAUCCCACCCAGCAAACACCACCAACAACCCCCCCAAAACAGCCUCCCCAAGCCUGAACCAGAGGCCAAGACUCGAGGAGAGGGUGAUGGCCGAGGCUGCGAGAAGGUGGAGAGGAGGCCUGAGAGGCCUGAGGUCAAGAGCGAGCCUCUGGUGAAAGCCAAUGGUGUCCACGCUGGACCAGAACCAGCCUCAGACCCAGGCAGUCCUUACCCUGAGGGCCCAAGGGUCCCAGGAGGUGGGGAGCGGCCCACCCAGCCCAAUGGCUGGCAGUAUAGCUCCCCAAGCCGGCCGGGGAGCACAGCUUUCCCACCUCAGGACUCAGAGAGUGGGGGGCACCGGCGGAGCUUCCCCCCACGUGCCAACCCCGACAAAAUCGCCCAGCGCAAGAGCUCCAUGAACCAGCUUCAGCAGUGGGUGAACCUGCGCCGAGGGGUGCCCCCUCCUGAAGAUCUUCGGAGUCCCUCUAGGUUCUACCCUGUGUCCCGUAGGGUCCCUGAGUAUUACAGCCCCUACUCCUCCCAGUACCCUGAUGAUUACCAGUACUACCCGCCAGGGGUACGGCCCGAUAGCAUCUGCUCCAUGCCGGCCUACGAUCGGAUCAGCCCACCCUGGGCCCUGGAAGACAAGCGGCACUCCUUCCGGAAUGGAGGCGGCCCCGCCUUCCAGCUGCGUGAGUGGAAGGAGCCUGCCGGCUAUGGGCGGCAGGAUGGCACCACCUGGAUCCCCAGCCCCUCCCGGCAGCCUGUCUAUUAUGAUGAACUGGAUGCUGCCUCCGGCUCCCUGCGCCGCCUGUCCUUGCAGCCCCGUUCCCACUCUGUGCCCCGCUCGCCAAGCCAGGGGUCCUACAGCCGCGCCCGCAUUUUCUCCCCCGUCCGCUCACCCAGUGCCCGUUUCGAGCGGCUGCCACCUCGCAGCGAGGACAUCUAUGCUGACCCUGCUGCCUAUGUGAUGAGGCGAUCCAUCAGCUCCCCCAAGGUCCCUCCAUACCCAGAAGUGUUCCGGGACAGCCUCCACACCUACAAGCUAAACGAGCAAGACACAGAUAAGCUGCUGGGCAAAUUGUGUGAGCAGAACAAGGUGGUGAGGGAGCAGGAACGGCUGGUGCAGCAGCUCCGAGCUGAGAAGGAGAGCCUGGAAAGUGCCUUGAUGGGGACCCAUCAGGAACUGGAGAUGUUUGGAAGCCAGCCUGCCUACCCAGAGAAGCUGCUACACAAGAAGGAGUCGCUGCAGAACCAGCUCAUCCACAUCCGGGUGGAGCUGUCUCAGGCAACCACGGCCCUGGCGAACAGCACCAUGGAGUACGAGGGCCUGGAGGCAGAGGUCUCUGCCCUGCACGACGAGCUCUGGGAGCAGCUCAGCUUGGACCUUCAGAAUGAGGUGCUCAACCGACAAAUCCAGAAGGAGAUCUGGAGGAUCCAGGAUGUGAUGGAGGGGCUGAGGAAGAAUAACCCAUCCCGGGGCACAGACACAGCCAAGCACAGAGGAGGACUUGGCCCCUCAGGCACCUACAGCUCCAACAGCCCCGCCAGCCCUCUCAGCUCCACCAGCCUCACCAGCCCCCUGAGCCCUUUUUCAUUGGUGUCUGGCUCUCAGGGGUCCCCCACUAAGCCCGGGUCCAAUGAGCCCAAGGCAAGCUAUGAGCAAAGCAAGAAAGACCCCCACCAGACAUCACCCCUGGACACCACUAGAGACGUCAGCCUUGUGCCCACCAGGCAAGAGGUGGAAGCAGAGAAGCAGGCAGCUCUCAACAAAGUUGGCAUUGUGCCCCCUCGGACAAAGUCACCCACUGACGAAGAAGUGACCCCAUCAAGGGUGGUGAGGAGGAGUGCCAGCGGGCUCACCAAUGGACUCUCCUCCCGGGAGCGCCCCAAGAGUGCUGUGUUCCCUGGCGAGGGCAAGGUCAAGAUGAGCGUGGAGGAGCAGAUUGACCGCAUGCGGCGACACCAGAGCGGCUCUAUGAAGGAUAAGCGGAGGAGCCUGCAGCUCCCGGCCAGCCCGGCCCCCGACCCCAGUGCUCGGCCUGCCUACAAAGUGGUGCGCCGUCACCGCAGCAUCCAUGAGGUGGACAUCUCCAACCUGGAGGCAGCUCUGCGGGCAGAGGAGCCUGGUGGGCAGGCCUACGAGACACCACGGGAGGAGAUUGCCCGGCUCCGCAAAAUGGAGCUGGAGCCCCAGCACUAUGAUGUGGAUAUCAGUAAGGAGCUCUCCACCCCAGACAAAGUCCUCAUCCCUGAGCGGUACAUUGACCUGGAGCCUGACACUCCCCUGAGCCCAGAGGAGUUGAAGGAGAAGCAGAAGAAGGUGGAGAGGAUCAAGACGCUCAUUGCCAAGUCCAGUAUGCAGAACGUGGUGCCCAUCGGCGAGGGGGACCUUGUGGACGUGCCCCAGGACUCAGAGAGCCAGCUGCAGGAGCAGGAGAAGCGGAUUGAAAUCUCCUGUGCCCUGGCGACCGAGGCCUCCCGCAGGGGCCGCAUGCUGUCUGUGCAAUGUGCCACCCCAAGCCCUCCCACCUCCCCUGCCUCCCCGGCUCCACCAGCCAACCCCCUAUCGUCUGAAUCCCCACGGGGCGCCGACAGCAGCCAUGCCAUGCGGGUCUGA
Mesoplodon densirostris (Blainville's beaked whale) is the source of this 3147-nucleotide messenger RNA. It is a transcript of the gene PLEKHA6, whose product is annotated as pleckstrin homology domain containing A6. Lineage: Eukaryota; Metazoa; Chordata; Mammalia; Artiodactyla; Ziphiidae. The transcript is spliced from 20 exons. The coding region runs from base 1 to 3147 and encodes 1048 amino acids. The record is from RefSeq and is a predicted model, not a curated record.